AAAAUUUCACCUUGGGUAGGUUUACGCAAGAUCAACAUCUCGUACUGGGGAUGGGAUGACAUGUCUCCUUUUACAAAUACAACUCUGCAGUGGCUUCCUGGAGAGCCAAAUGACUCUGGUUUCUGUGCAUAUCUAGAAAGAGCAGAGGUGGCAGGUCUGAAAGCGAAUCCAUGCACUGCAAUGGCAGAUGGUCUUGUGUGUGAAAAACCUGUUGUUAGUCCCAACCAGAAUGCCAGACCCUGCAAAAAGCCAUGCUCCCUGCGAACAACAUGUUCUAACUGCACGAGUAAUGGCAUGGAAUGUAUGUGGUGUAGCAGUACAAAACGAUGCGUUGACUCAAAUGCCUAUAUAAUCUCCUUCCCAUACGGACAAUGUCUGGAAUGGCAAACUGCUACAUGCUCCCCUCAAAACUGCUCUGGACUGAGGACCUGUGGACAGUGUUUGGAACAGCCUGGAUGUGGAUGGUGUAACGAUCCCAGUAACACUGGAAAAGGACAAUGUUUGGAAGGAUCAUCAAGAGGCCCAAUGAAGCCUGUCGGCGUGCACUCUGAUGAAAUGGUGCUUGAUGCUAGUCUUUGUCCAAAAGAGAAAAAUUAUGAAUGGUCUUUUAUCCAGUGUCCAGCUUGCCAGUGUAAUGGCCACAGCACCUGCAUCAACAGUAAUGUCUGUGAUCAAUGUAAAAACUUAACAACAGGAAAGCAAUGUGAAACAUGCAUGCCAGGAUAUUAUGGGGAUCCCACAAACGGAGGACAGUGUACAG
Messenger RNA from Cariama cristata (Red-legged seriema), 760 nucleotides. RefSeq names its product attractin-like protein 1. The record is from RefSeq and is a predicted model, not a curated record. Gene Ontology annotation, cellular component: Golgi apparatus. Lineage: Eukaryota; Metazoa; Chordata; Aves; Cariamiformes; Cariamidae. The annotation marks the transcript as partial. The transcript has 4 exons.